Lampris incognitus (smalleye Pacific opah) is the source of this 2480-nucleotide messenger RNA. It is a transcript of the gene ints10, whose product is annotated as integrator complex subunit 10. The transcript has 17 exons. Gene Ontology annotation, cellular component: integrator complex. The record is from RefSeq and is a predicted model, not a curated record. Gene Ontology annotation, biological process: snRNA processing. NCBI's taxonomy places the organism in Eukaryota, Metazoa, Chordata, Actinopteri, Lampriformes, Lampridae. Bases 333 to 2477 code for a protein of 714 amino acids.
CAUCAAACGUCCUGGAUAAAAUUGAUAAAGGGGUUAGCGUUGUAGACAGAAAGAAAUGCUUCUAUUUUAUUGUUUUCUCUUAGAUUGUACACGCUUGUGGUAUGAUAUAGCAUUUUCGGCAGGUCAAUCAAUAGAAAGAUUUUAAUUUAACAUAGCCUCUAUGUUUACUCCUGUUACUGCAAAAUAGCAGAGCAGCUCACUUUAGCUACGCUUGUGUCUUCUGCGCAUUUCAUUGUGCUAUAUAACUAGAGGACAUUUAAAUGAAUUAGAUUCAUUUUCCAGCUUUAGCUAUCAGGACUCACCUCUGGGACUUGACGUUUGAUUGACCAGAAAUGUCAGCACAAAAAGACUGCGAGUUCUUAGUGAAAAGAGCUCGGGAGCUUGUCUCUGAUGAUCCCUGUGCAGCCAAAGCUUGGCUUAUAACUGCUCGGACCCUUUACCCUACAGACUUUAAUAUACAGUAUGAAAUGUACAUAAUUGAACGGAAUGCAGAAAGGACAGCUUCAGCAGGCAGAUUGCUGUAUGACAUGUUCAUAAAUUUUCCAGACCAGCCCAUUGUUUGGCGUGAGAUCAAUGUCAUUACUGCUGCCUUACGCAGCGAUUGUCAGGAUAAACAUGCACUGUUUCUACGAGGGCUUUUUGAGACACUGCCUGGUCGUGUGCAGUGUGAGAUGCUGCUGAAGGCUACAGAGCAGUGUUUUAACACUUUGGAGAAGGCUGAGAUGCUGCUGCUACUUCUUAAGCGAUUUCCAGAGUCUGUGGUCCAACAUGGGGUCAGCCUAGGAGAGACACUGCUCGAAGCGGAGGCAUCAGAGAACUUAGAGACUCCUGUCAACUGCUUCAGAAAACUCUUUGUGUGCGAUGUCCUUCCAUUGAUCAUAAACAAUGUAGACAUGCGAUUACCUGCCAGCCUGCUGCAGAAAUACAUGCUGAAAGCAGCUGAGUUCUACAUUGGCUAUGUCACCCGCGGACCUUCACCUGAUGGACAGAUACAGGGCUCUCAGGAAGGUGGCUCUUUGAAGUCUCCCAAUAUUUCUCGAGGCUCCCAGCGGUACAUUAUUGAUGGCUUAUCAGAGAAAUCGUCAGUAGUGGCUGAACCUUGGGAGAGGCUUCUGGACAUCCUGGCUGUGGUUGGGGCACGCUGCGAGUGGCAGGGGGACAAGGGACAAAGGAGUUAUGUGGACAUGCUGCAGAGAUUGAAGGAGCUGUGCCGUUACUUGCCUGGUCUAGAGGGAGACACCAGAUCUCGGUGCUGCAGCCAGGUGGUCAUCUGUGCCGUGCUAGUCCUCUUCCGCAGUGCUUUUCUCUAUGUCUCUUCUGUACAGCCAGCACUCUUCCAGGGUGUGAAUGCAGUGAGUCCGGGGCCAUGGAUUCUUCUAGAGGACCUGAGCUUGGUGUAUAAUGAUAUUGACUUGGAGCGUGGAGCUGCCAAACAUGCCCAUAAGAAACGCAAACUGGCAGAUGGGAGAGACAAGACUAUGAGCUCAGAUGAUGAAGAGGGACUGGGGAAGGGCCGUGGCCGACACAUUUUAGUGAAUAAGACAGAGAUGCCUGGCUGGUCAGAAACUCUGGAGACCUUCCGUACAGCUAGGGAGAGCUGGGACCUCCUCCAUUCACAUGACAACAUAGAGACUGAAUUUAAGAAGAUUUGUGCAUCAUGGAAGACAGAUGUGUGGCUGUGGUUCAGAAUAUUUCUAACUGAUAUGAUAAUAUACCAGGGCCAAUACCGAAAAGCCCUUUCUAGUCUGCACCAGAUGGCUGCAGUGCAGCAGCCCCAGCCUGGCCAGCAGAGUCCUUCAGGUCAGGCAAGCCUGGAACACCAUAGGGCGCUCAUACAGCAGGCUUCCUGCCACUAUGCACUUGGAGAGUACAGGAUGGCCUGUGAGAAGCUGUUGGACGUAGUUGGUGGGUUGCUGCCCCCAAAUCUGGAACUGGUAAAGGCUCCUGAAGAUCAGAUUAAAGUCAGGAAUAAACCAAGGAAAAGCAAUGACCUGCGAUUGCUCCCCUGCACCAACAAAGCCAUCUUGCCCUUCUGCCUGCAGCUGAUGCUAGCUUGCUUCAAGCUCCGUGCCUUCACAGACAAUCGUGAUGACCUGUCUCUGGGUCAUGUGGUGGUGCUUCUGCAGUAUGACUGGCCACAGGGUGAGCUGCUAUUUCUAAAGGCAGUGGAUAAGAUCACCCAGCAGGGAAGCUUCCAGUAUGAGAAUUUCUUCAACUACGUCACCAACAUUGAUAUGCUGGAGGAAUUUGCCUACCUGCGUACUCCAGAAGGGGGGAGGAUUCAGCUGGAACUACUACCCAAUCAGGGGAUGCUCAUCAAACACCACACUGUGACUCGAGGCAUUACCAAAGGGGUGAAAGAGGAUUUUCGCCUGGCCAUGGAGAGGCAGGUGUCGCGCUGCGGGGAGAACCUGCUAAAUGUCCUCCAUCGCUUCUGCAUCAAUGAGAAGAUCAUCAUCAUCCAGUCUCUUCCCUGACAC